UGCGCCGGAAGUGCGCAGACGCCACCUCGCGGAGGCCAGUCCGAUCGUUGAAGUGAUCCCGAGGAGUUCAUCGAUAGUCGCGGUCGCUCGGUUUUCACGCGAUAAUUUUGCCAUCGCACGGACCAUCCUCGUUGCAGCUGUUCCGUGAGACAGACGCAAUGCUGAUGGCGGGGCAUUGAGAUCAUUGAGAGGUGACUGGAAGAUCUAGUCGCGCUCCACGGAUUCACGUCGAGAUAUACAGCUAGGUAUCACACACGAGGAUCAUGAAAAUGGUGCUGUCUCAACGUCAGAGGGAGGAGUUAAAUAAGGCGAUCGCGGAUUACCUUAGCACCAAUGGCUAUCAAGAUGCACUGGAGGCAUUUAAGAAGGAAGCUGAUAUGCCAGGAGAGGUGGAAAGGAAAUACGGCGGGCUGCUGGAGAAGAAAUGGACCUCAGUUAUACGAUUGCAGAAGAAGGUAAUGGAAUUGGAGUCUAAACUCUCCGAGGCGGAGAAGGAGUUCAUAGAAGGCGCGCCAACGCGCGGUAAGAGAUCACCAUCCGAGUGGAUCCCGAGGCCGCCAGAAAAGUAUAGUCUGACUGGUCAUAGAGCCCCUAUCAAUAGAGUUAUUUUCCAUCCAGUUUUUAGUCUCGUUGUAUCUGCCAGCGAAGAUGCUACCAUCAAGGUAUGGGACUUUGAGAGCGGUGAUUUCGAAAGAACACUGAAAGGUCACACCGACAGCGUACAGGACAUUGCGUUUGAUGUCUCGGGCAAACUGCUCGCCUCUUGCAGUGCGGACAUGUCCAUCAAGCUGUGGGACUUCCACCAGUCGUUCGCCUGCGUAAAGACCAUGCACGGCCACGAUCACAACGUCAACUCGGUCGCGUUCAUGCCGCAGGGUGACUUCGUAGUGAGCGCCUCGAGGGAUAAGACGAUCAAGAUUUGGGAGGUCGCGACGGGCUAUUGCGUGAAGACGCUCACGGGACACAGGGAAUGGGUGAGAAUGGCGCGGGUCAGCCCGUGCGGUGAGCUUAUCGCCAGCUGUUCGAAUGACCAGACUGUUCGGGUAUGGCACGUGGCGACGAAGGAAACGAAGGUCGAGUUCAGAGAUCACGAGCACGUAGUGGAAUGCAUCGCAUGGGCGCCGGAGAGCGCGAGAGCGUCGAUCAACGCGGCAGCCGGAGCGGAUAAUAAGGGCGCACACGAGGGGCCGUUCCUCGCAUCCGGCUCUCGGGACAAGAUGAUACGCGUAUGGGAUGUCGGCGCAGGGGUGUGUCUCUUCACCCUGGUUGGUCACGACAAUUGGGUGCGAUGCAUCGUCUUCCAUCCGGGUGGCAAGUUUAUCGUCAGCGCGUCCGACGAUAAGACACUGCGAGUGUGGGACACGCGUAACAAGCGAGUGAUGAAGACACUUGAGGCGCACGUUCACUUUUGCACCUCUGUCGAUUUCCACAAGAAUCAUCCUUACGUGGUCACCGGGAGCGUCGAUCAAACGGUGAAGAUUUGGGAGUGCCGCUAGUCACCGAAUUUAGAUUUUCCUUCGGACGUCGGAAGAGAACGGCAGAGUAUAAAACGAGAGAGAGAGAGAAAAAAAAGAGACGAACGCGCGUUCAUUUUAAUGGAAUCGGCCGAAAGAGUAAGCUGCUACAAAAAGCUAUCGUACAUAUGCUAUUAAUAUUAAUAUUAUUAUUAUUAUUAUUAAUAUUAUUAUACAUAAACACACAUAAACACGUAUGGUUAAGAGCUCUUUAAUUAAUUUAUAAUAAAGUAUAAUUAGUAAUUAUAUUAUAAUACGAUACAUCGUUUUACGGCAAUGAACUGCACUAUUCGAGGAGAGUGAAUACCGAGAGACGAUCAUAGGGAUCAAACGAUCGAGGGGACGCUCUCACGAGUUCUCAUUACGGAUUACUUGUCGAGGUGGAGUCACUAAUGCCAUAUACAAUUACAAGAGAGUUAUAUUCCUUUAGACAAUUGUGCAAUUGUAGUAGGCAUUAUUCUGUAUAUAUAUAUACACGCGUCUUUGCGCAGCGCGAAAAUUCGAUGUCGAUGAUGAGUAUAACUCACGUUUAAUUUCACACUCUUACUCCGCCCUUCGCGUGCUUUUAUCGCUUGUGUGUCCGUAUUAAAGUAUUAGUUACCAGCUGGCUCUUACUAAUGAGACGGAUGAUCCUCCUCGUCGAUCAUGAUCUUGCGUAGGAACGUGCCGAAUCUCUUUAAUUUUCUGUCGAUGGUGGCGAAAAAUUUCGGCUGUGGCGUCACCUGCUCUGCGCAACUAAUGACGGUAACUAAUAAUACGUUGUCACUUGUACGCCCGCUCUCCUCGAGAGUUUUUGAAAAAAAAAAAAUAAAGAACGCAAAAGACGCUGCUCCUUUAAUCAUAUAUACAUAUAUAAUAUAUACACAUAUACGUGCACAUGUGUAGACGCGCGCAGUGUCUUUGUAUCGUGCAAAGAACCAAGUAUCGAGGAUCGCUUAAUUUUGACUUGCGUGUAUCUUGAUAUGCAUCAGGAGGUCGCGUCUGCUGCACCGAUAAGAAUUCAUUUUCAAUGGACAUUGUGCCACGGGCAAAUUGUCCGUAUAAAAACAAAAUCCGCAAAUAUUUUCUUACACACGCGUUUAUGUGAAUUGAGUUUUUUUUUAUCGUGACACGUUUCCUUCGAUUAUAGCGAAUUUCGUCAUGUUAUACACUUACACUUAUGUACAAUCGAAUCUCAUACAGUCAGAAAGAUACCUAUGUCAACCAAAAUUGACCGAAGACUUCGCGAACGGUAUACGGUGUUCAAUAUCAUUUUUAAUUUCUUGAUGAGAACCGCAGUUGAGGAUCACAGAGAGUCAGUCGACGAAACUCGAAGAGUGCUCAAAACAAAACAAAGACAACAAUGGAAAUUAAAUUCUCGCCGCGCUAUUUGGCGUUCGAUCAUCGUGCAUUAUUAAUGAUAUUACAACAGGCAUACAACCGAGUAUAGAGAAUGCGACAUUUAAAGCUUAAGCAUUCGAGUAAAGCCGAUGAGAGAAGACUCGUAAGAUGUAAACGUAUAAACGUACGGAAGUUGUAGAGCGCAUAGUGCAUUGCGUGGGUUCCAAGAGAGGUGGUACUAGUUGUAUUUUUUAGUUCUAAUUACUAUUAGCGGUAGCGCAGACAUAAUGUAGACUAUAGAAGGAAAAAUAAGGAAAUAAACUUCAGAGAGAGAGAGAGAGAGAGAGAGAGGGGAGCACGAAGUUAACGGUUGAUUGAUACACACAUAUGAUGACGCGUUCGUUUGCAGGCAUUCGAUGAAACGAGAUAUUCGCACACGUACAUAAAACGUGCAAUCCGCAAAUCAUUAAUCGAUAAUCGCUUAACUGAAAGUGAUUUUUUCAAACGGUACCCUUAAUUACUGUCUGCUAUUUUUUUUUCCUACUGUUUAUCCUCUGUUUAGCCUGUUCAGUCCAGUAAAAGAAGCAACAGACCCAUCAAACAAGAGAUACCUCUCGAUUAAUGUGGUAUUAAAUUAUUUUGAUGAAUAAUAAACCAAGUUGUCACUGAGUCGUGAGACCGUUGUAUGCUAUAUAUCAUCACCUAUGACUCAUAUCGUUUUUAGACUAGCAUUUCUUUCUCCAGUUUCUUGCAAGUUUCAUCUUCGUUGAAUGCGCGUUGAAAGCGCAAUAUAUUUCUGUUGUCUGCUAGAAUUUUCUGUAGUUUUGAUUGAGCAAUAGACUUUAAGGGUAACUUUGCAUUAAUCUACAUGCAUGACAGUAUUUUAUAGUAUGGUAGGACAAAAAUUAGCAACAUAGUGUAAGUAAAACGCGUACUCAACAUCUAUUGCGUGUUUAUAGAAGUAGAUGGUGUAAUAAAAGUUAUAUUAUAGUGUCGCCUUUCAUAAGAUUCGUCACGAUGGCUUCUGUGACUCGCUUUCUACCUGCUUGGGAAAUGAUAAUACCAACAAGUAGACAUACAAUAAAGUAUUCUUCGUCAUUUGUGAUAUAU
Messenger RNA from Ooceraea biroi (clonal raider ant), 3944 nucleotides. It is a transcript of the gene Lis-1, whose product is annotated as LisH and WD40 domain-containing Lis-1. Lineage: Eukaryota; Metazoa; Arthropoda; Insecta; Hymenoptera; Formicidae. The record is from RefSeq and is a predicted model, not a curated record. Gene Ontology annotation, molecular function: protein binding.